Molecule: messenger RNA, 2031 nt
Organism: Oryzias latipes (Japanese medaka)
Lineage: Eukaryota; Metazoa; Chordata; Actinopteri; Beloniformes; Adrianichthyidae
Product: C-type mannose receptor 2-like
Source: RefSeq, a predicted model, not a curated record
UUAAAUGUUACGUGUAUGAAUAUAAAUACAUUGAGAGCCCAAAGAAUUGGACUGAAGCUCAGAAAUACUGCAGGAAGAAUCACACUGACUUGGCCACAGUGACCAACAUGACUGAUGUUAAGAAACUUAAUCAAACAGCAAAACAAAGACCAGCUUGGAUUGGUUUGAAAAAAUACACAAACAGCAAAGAAACAUGGCACUGGUCUCUACCUGGACUGAGCUUCAUUAAGGAGGAGGCAUAUUGGAGUUAUGGUGAACCAAAUAAUCAUGAAAGUGAGCUGUGUGUAUUUUUAAGGGAGAACUUGACCUGGGUUGAUGAUUACCAGUACUGCACCAUGGACCAACGUUUUAUCUGCUACAAUGAAACUAAUCCAACUCAGAAAUUCCAUCUAAUAGAGACGCCUCUGAACUGGACCAACGCUCAGCGUUACUGCAGAGAGAAUCACACAGACCUGAUCAGUGGACGACAGCAGCUGGAUCAGUUGAACCAAAGCCUGUAUAGUGAGACUAGGGAGAAGCUGCAUGACCAAAACAUACCCCGUGUUUUCAUUGGUCUGUUCAGUGACAUGUGGGCGUGGUCAGAUGAAAGCAGCUUCUCCUUCAGAUACUGGGAUCCACAGAGUGACAGGGAUAAAAGUUGUGCUGUUUUAACAAACAAAGGAAUGUGGAGCACAGAUGGAUGUGAUCAAGAAAAACAUUUCAUUUGUUAUGAUGAUCAUGUGAUCCUGAUCAAAGAGAGCAGGACCUGGGAGGAGGCUUUAUACUACUGCAGACAUCACCACCAUGACCUGGUCACCAUCACUAACAUGGAUGAACAGAGAUGGGUCCAGGAGAAAACCAAGAAUGCCUCCUCUCCCUUUGUGUGGACUGGACUGCGCUACACCUGCUCUCUGGGGUUCUGGUUCUGGGUCAGUGAUGAGGUGGUCCACUACAAGAACUGGGACUCACCUGAACAGGUGAAUGAGUGUGACAUGUCAGGAGCCAUGGAGACAGGAGGAGAACACAAGUGGUUCAAGAAACAUGAUGAGGAGAAGUUCAACUUUUUCUGUUCAAAGUAGAAAUCAGUUCACUGAUGACAGGUCAUUUAUUUACUAGUUUGUUGGAUUUGGUGCAGUUAGUUCUGUAGAUUGUUAUUUUCUGAUCUUUUACUUUAAACACAUCAUACAAAUAAUGCCUUGUUUUGAUUUGUGUGUAAAAUAUUGGCAGAAUUGUAGUCUUUGUCACUUCUGUCCUGUUCUUUGUGAUUAACACGAAGUAACAGAUAUUGAAUAAAGCUGCCUCAAGAUUUAAUUCCCAAAAUGUAACAAUUAAAAUUAGUGUACUAGUUUCACAAUUGACAAAAACGAAAAAAGUAAAUGGACUUUUGAAAACUGAACUACAAACAUCCUUAUUAUUUUUGAAGGAGCAGGUGCGAAUCUUUGGGCUGCAGGGCUCUCUACUGUUUGAAGCAUGUCACUGCAAGACUUAACAUUUUUGUACUUUAUGUCUUUCUAAUAUGGGCUGCCGUUAGUAAGGUUAAAUAGUAAAAUAACAGCAUAUUUUUUGUUACUUUGCGUGUUUUAGGAAAAAAAAACAGCCUUUAUUUUUCAAAUGCAUAUUUUUAGCUUUGAAUGAAAGCCCAUGUUCAAGCUUAAUAUUCUGCUGUAAAUUAGGAUUUUUCACAAUCAAGAUGUAAAAUGAUUGCAGAAUUUUUCUGUCCCCCUUCCUCUCUCUAAAAUAGUGUUUAGAUUGUUCAUGAGAAGGCAUUUGUGAAUCUCUGUUUUUGCCUAUAUCCAUUGCAUUCAAUGUAAAAGUCAUUCAUGUAAGUAUUCUGUUUUCGUCACGAAUUCAAUGUCGUUUUUACUGUACCCCAGAGUGUUCACAGGGCUGGGCCUCCUAAAGGGGGAGUACAAGAUAAAACUCAAAGAAGGUGCUAAACCUUAUGCCUUGUCGCUGCCCAGACGAGUCCCUUUGCCCUUAUAUGACAAAGUAAAGGCAGAGUUAGAAACAAAGGAGAAUAUGGGAGUGAUUGAGGCCAUCGAGGAACCAACA